AUGCGCAUUCAAGACAUGCGUUUGCCCAUCAUUCGUUCAUAUCUCCAUUCGCACCCGUUUGUGACGCAUACAACUGGUGGUCGACGGAGAAGGAAGGUGAAAAAAAAGAAGGGGGAGAGGCUUCAUGCUCAACGUGUGAGGCGUGGAAUGAAUAGCGGGGGGAAGAGGCAAUCUGGUCGAUUGUUUUGUGAGAGAAGUUCUGGGGCUGUAAAGGGACGUGCAAGGAUGGGCCCCUGUGCUUGCCAACGCAUGGAACUGAGCAGCAGGGGGGAGAGAACAUUUAUUGAUCUGGGAAUUGAUGGCCCUGAGCUGCCAGUGUGGCAGUGGGCCGUUGUGUGCAAUGGGGCACUCGCAUUUUUUGUGGUAACCGUGUACAGACAUCCACAUGGAGCGGAUUGUAAAAGAGCUUUGAGGGCGGGCUGGUGCUGA
Messenger RNA from Ostreobium quekettii, 429 nucleotides. NCBI's taxonomy places the organism in Eukaryota, Viridiplantae, Chlorophyta, Ulvophyceae, Bryopsidales, Ostreobiaceae. The record is from the annotation of a GenBank genome assembly.